ACUGACGUGUUGUGACAAGAACAUGGCUGCGUGAAUUUUGUCAAAAAUAGUUAUUAGUGUAAAAAAUUAACAAUAAUAUACUGUUGUUUAGUGUAAGUGGUAAAUUUGGUGAAGUGUGGUCCAUGAUAGUUUUUAUUAUAUAAACUUGAGCCAGAAUGGCGUACACUUGCCCCAGGGACCUAGAUGGGUUUAUGCCUCAUUUGUCGAAGGCGGACACCCGCUUCCGCCAGCAAGUAGGGGCAGACCUUCUGACGUUCUUGGCUGAGCCAUCCAACCCCAUCGUUUGUCAGGAUAUCGGACAGUUCAUUGACGGGCUCUUACCGUGGAUACAGAGCAGUAAUUAUAAGGUUUCGAGCAACGGAAUUGAGGUUUUGACAUACCUCAUAGAUAGACUGGGAACCGACUUCAAGCCAUAUCUACCUACAGUAUUACCAAACAUUAUAGACAGACUGGGAGAUGCCAAAGACACCGUCAGGGAGAAAUCACAACUGCUCAUAUUGAAAUUACUGGAACGGAACGUCCUUACACCACAAGUCCUUAUAGAAAAACUCCAGCCAGGUUUCACACAUAAAAAUGCUAAGAUUAGGGAGGAAGUGUUGAGGUGCCUAGUGAAUACUUUGAACGAGCAUGGAGCACAAUCAUUAACGAUAAGCAGAUUUAUUCCAGACAUUGUGAAUUUACUUUCAGAUCCCACUGCCACUGUAAGGGAUACGGCAGUUAAUACUUUAGUGGACCUCUAUAAGCACGUCGGUGAUAAAUUACGAAUAGACUUGCAAAGACGUAAUCUCGUGCCGCAAGCAAAGUGGUCUGCUCUUGCAGCAAGGUUUGACGAAGCGAAGAACAGGGGAGAAUUGUUGCUUACUGCUUCAAAAAGUCUUGAUUUAUCAGAUGAAGUAGACAAAGCUGUGAUGGCAAAACCUUUAGUUCCGGUGAAAAAACCCAGUUUGGGAAGCGCUAUAAAACAGAGAGGCAUCGCCACUCCCAGCAGUGCCACUACUGUUUUAAGCCGAGUGGGGUCCAUAAGAAAGAUCUCCAUUCCUUCAUCCGGAGCAGUUGACGAAGAAUCCUUCAUUAAAUUGUUUGAAGAUUGUCCAAAUAUACAAAUUUUUUCCGCACGAGAAAUCACAGAACAUUUAAAAAAUAUACAAGACAUUAUUUCCGAUUCUAACAAAGAAUGGAAUAAAAGAGUAGAUGCGUUAAAGAAAAUACGUUCGUUGGCCAUAGGAGGAGCAGUCAAUUUUGAGGAAUUCUAUGUUGGAUUAAGGAAUUUAGAAAUACCGUUGCAAGGGACUAUUAAAGAUUUAAGGUCCCAGGUUGUCAGAGAAGCAUGUGUGACGAUAUCUUACUUAUCCCAAAUACUUGGAAAUAAAUUCGAUAAAACAGCUGAAUUAUUAUUACAACCUCUUAUUAAUUUAAUUCAAAAUUCUGCUAAGGUGAUGGCUACCUCAGGUUUAAUAACUGUGAAAUUUAUCAUACAAAACACACAUAGCCCCAGAUUAAUACCCGUAAUUACAAAUAAUGCCCAAAAAUCGAAAAGUAAAGACAUUAGAAGAGCUUGUUGCGAGUUCUUGGAGAUAAUGCUAACACAUUGGCCUACCCACCCUCUAGAAAAGCACAUUGCUGCAUUGCAGGAGGCAGUUAAAAAGGGAAUCGCAGAUGCAGAUCCUGAAGCGAGGGUUAGUUCAAGAAAGGCAUUCCGUGGUUUUCGAGACCAUUUUCCCGAACAAGCCGAAGCCUUACUGCAGUCCUUAGAGCCGAGCUAUCGAAGAGCUCUUCAAGGGGAUGGCAUGUCUGCCAGUUCAUCAAAUAACAAUAUAGCUAGUGGAUUUAAAACCCCAAGACAAUAUGGAAGAACCACGACAGGCAGUACUGAAAAUUUAUCUGCUACUAGUAGUGGCUUACAUAGGGCACCUUCACUACCAAGGAGCUACAGGCAACGCAGUGGUAUUCCUGUACUUACCAAAGAUAAUUCAACGAGAAAGGGAUUUAGAAGCAAUUCAGCCAUCGACUUACAAGCAGCUCAAAGGGCCAAGGCAAGGGCUCAGUAUUCCGCGCUGGCAAGAACUAAGAUUCAGUCUGGCACCGCAAGCCUUCAGGGAGAGGUUGCUCAGCAAGCUCGACCAAGGAAAUCUCCAGAUACAGCCGUUACUGCUUCUCCGGAAAGAAUUGGCAGAACAAGAAACAGAAAUUCACAAUCUCAGCCCACAAGUAGAUCUGGAUCUCCCAGUUCUCGCCUAGCUUACAUAUAUCAAAGGGCAGCCGAUCACGAAUCUCCCAGACCAAGGAGAUUAUCUUCAGGUAUACCAAGGUCUACUCAAGGAUCUCGGGACACUUCUAGGGAAACUAGUCCUAGUAGGGGAUCUAGUCUUAGUAGGUUUAGGAGAGGCAGCGAUAGACCACCAUUGAGCCCUGCGUCACGUCCAGUUUUGGCACAAAAAAUAUUGCAACAGAGUCGGGAAGCCGAGAAUGCUCUAGCGGAUGCCUUUAAUGAUUCUACAGAACACUUCAGAAGUCCUAGGAAGGGAAUGAGGUCUUUGGACAACCACUCGGAUGAAUCGGAAACUUCAAGUGUAUGUUCUGAACGUUCUUAUGAUUCAUUCAAGAGGCCUAGUGAUUCAUACUCAUGGAGUGGGUCGCAGCAAAGAUUAUCGAGCAGGGACAUGUGGGAACCGUCCCGAGAUAUUAAUGAAAUCAUAGCAUUAUGUGCAAGCACUAAUUGGCAGGAAAGAAAAGACGGUCUGCUUUCGCUUCAGUACUAUCUCAGCAAUGAAAUUAAAUUAACACCAGGAGAAUUGAAGCAUCUUACCGAGAUAUUUACAAGAAUGUUCAUGGACUCGCACACAAAAGGCUUGAGUGUAUUCCUAGACACCCUCCAUGAAGUAAUCAAAAUGCACAAACACGAACUGCAUUUCUGGAUUUACGUGUUACUUCAGAGAGUAUUCUUGAAAAUAGGUACUGAAACUCUGAACUCGAUCCAAAGCAAAUUGAUGACGACUUUAGAUAUUACAAAAAAUAGUUUUCCUAUAAACUUGCUCAUCUCGAACGUCUAUAGGUUUUUUAUAGAUGCCACUCAAACACCAAAUGCCCGAGUAAAGACUGUAGUUCUCACUUUCUUAACGUCAUUGUGUAACAAUGCCGAUGCAGUCCAAUAUGUGUCGCAACCUCCUGCCAGUCAGGCGCUACAGAAAAUCAUUACUUAUGCUCAAGACACUAAGUCCGUGGAAAUUAGAAAUGCUGCAAAAAUGUGUAUAGUUGCCAUGUGGAAUUGUAAUACUCCUCAAGUCACAAUGAUGUUAGCCGAGUUGCCAAAAGAACAGCAGGAUAUCGCUUCGAAUGUUGUUCAUAGUCAUAUGAGGAAGAGUUCUACUGGAAGUGAGCCUGGAAGUCCUUUGGUUAUGGGAAGUCCAAAACCACUCUCCCCUGGAGCUUCACCUCUUCGUGAUGGACUCGAUCAAGAAGAAAUUUAUAGAAGUUUGAGGAAAACUACUGCGGAAAUUCAGAACUAUAGCUUCGAAACUUUAGGAUCUAAGUUAGAUAGAGAUAGAGAUACAACAUCUCAAGAUUCUGGCAUAUCCCAAAUGUCAAUAGGCAAUGAUAUAAAAAAUGAUAUUGGCAUUUUGGAAGAAAGGAUGGAAGAUCUAACGAUAAAAACGCAAUUUAAUAUUAGAUCUGGCACGAGAUCAUUGCCUUACACUACUGUAAAUGGUAUUACUGAGACUGAUUCAAAUGGUUGUAGAAGUUUAGGAGAAAUAAAAGACUCGGAACAUAUAAUUGCAAGUAUAAUAGACAACUGUGUAACGGAUGUUCCAACACCAAAGGAGGAGAAGAGGAGGUUACUCGGCCUGUUAAUAGACCUGAUAAAGUCUGGAAACACUGAACACAUUAAACAGAACUUCAAAAAAAUCCUUCGUAUUCUAAUUGAUAAUCUGAAUGAAUCCGAUACACCUACUCAAGUCACGGUUCUGCAAAUUCUUACAUCGAUUCUUCAGAGCCCAGACCUAAAGCAAUGCUGGUGUAAUUUUGUCGAAUUAUUAACUCUACGAGUAUUAAAGGCCCACUGUGAUGAAAAGAGAGAGGUUGUUAAAGAAGCAGAAGCUACAGCUGCAGCGAUGAGCGUUUGCCCGUUUAAUACGAUCGUAAGUAUCCUAGCACCUUUAAUUCGGACUAACCCGUAUCCAUCAAUCCUUGGAGCAAUUAAAAUGUUGACGAAAAUGAUAGAGACCAAUCCAACGGAAGUUUCUGAUGAACAUCUGAUUCAAAUAAUGCCCGGAUUGAUAAAGGGUACAGAUCACCAUGAGAGUCCCGUACGAAAGAGUUCCAUAUUUUGCAUGGUAGCAUUAUAUAAGGCUGUGGGUGAAGAAAGACUUUCUACUUAUAUUAACCACCUCUCUGGAAGUAAAGUUAAGUUAUUAAGGUUGUAUAUUAGUAGGUCAGAACAAAAUACGUCAGUACCGACAAGUCCAAAAAAUAACAUUAGCUAGUCCUCGAUGAAAAAUAAGUAAAUAAUCUUCCAACUACAGAAUAUUCUGUACCAUAAUAUCACUAAUAUCAAAUAUAUUUUGAUUUUGUUUUUUUUUUGAGUAUUCUGAAUUUAAUGCUAUUUUGAUAUAAUUUUGCUUGUAAUAACUAAUUAACUGUAAUUUUAAGUUUUUACUGAUAGGAAUACUUAACACUUAUUACUAGCUUUGAUUUUACAUUUUAUAAUGUUAUAGUUAUAAGAUUACGAUAAAAAUGUUUCUUCUUGUUAUUCAUCACAUUUUUAAUUCUUACGAUAUUAACUAAUUUAUUAUAUUUAACAUUUUAUUGUUUUUUAUUAUUACUUAUUGAAUUCUGUAUAUAAUUUAUGUAAUACUUAUUGCAUUUUCUACUAAAUUUUACACCAUUUUAAAGCUCUUAUUACUUUGUGCCAUUUCAUAUGGAAAAAAAUGAUCAGCAAAUGGAAAGGAUACAAAAACUUUUAUUAAACACUGAAUUUGUCAAGAGUUUAAUUGGUAUUUUAAUUUUUUUAAUUGUAACAAUAAAUUUAUUGUCUGCGUAAAGUAUGUUAAUUCUCAGUUAUAUAUUUUUUCCAUAUUUUUUUAUAAUUAAUGAAUAGUGAAUUUUAUUAAAGUCAGUAGUAAUAAAGGCCAAAAUUGGCGACAAAUGUCUAAUUUUAAAAUUAAAUGUUUUUUUAAUACAAUUUUCUUCAAUUUUAAUUCAAACAAUGAUUUCAUUAAAUAAUCACGUUAUGCAGAAAACCCUUUUACCUCCAAAAGGAAACAUUUUAUAAUAAAAAAAUAUUUAUACACUAUACUAAAACUGGUCACACAAAUGCCACGAAGAAAGUAAAAAAUACGAAUUUUUCAUGUGCUAAAAAAUGUUGAAGUUGAAUAGACAAAUAUUUUAGCUUGUCACAUUCACUAUUUCGACAAUAAUCCAAUUGUUGCAUAUUUUUUCAAUGUGCUGAUCAUACAGAUUACAAAUUUUCCAAUAAUAUAGUUACACAUGUUUAUGUAUCCAUCAGAGAGCAAGAAAAAUUGUUUUGUGUAAUUUCUUGAUUUUUUUUUAUAUUUUUCUUCACUUCAAAACUUUGUUUAAUGUGUAUAUGUCAAAAUUAAAUUUACAAAUAUUGUUUGGUAAAUCCUCCUGGAAA
Molecule: messenger RNA, 5632 nt
Organism: Anoplophora glabripennis (Asian longhorned beetle)
Lineage: Eukaryota; Metazoa; Arthropoda; Insecta; Coleoptera; Cerambycidae
Product: CLIP-associating protein 1-A
Exons: 23
Coding region: 156-4481 (1441 amino acids)
Biological process (GO): mitotic spindle assembly
Cellular component (GO): spindle microtubule; mitotic spindle; cytoplasmic microtubule
Molecular function (GO): microtubule binding
Source: RefSeq, a predicted model, not a curated record